Molecule: messenger RNA, 1235 nt
Organism: Notothenia coriiceps (black rockcod)
Lineage: Eukaryota; Metazoa; Chordata; Actinopteri; Perciformes; Nototheniidae
Product: ras-related protein Rap-2a-like
Exons: 2
Coding region: 75-329 (84 amino acids)
Biological process (GO): signal transduction
Cellular component (GO): membrane
Molecular function (GO): GTP binding; GTPase activity
Source: RefSeq, a predicted model, not a curated record
CAUUUGUCUGCAUGGUGCUCUCCUUGUUCACACUUCACACCCUCUAGACUCCAUCUUAUCCACGGCCAUGCGAGAUGCUCGUCCUGCUGAGGUAUCAGCAGGUGCCGGUGGUGCUGGUGGGGAACAAGGUGGACCUGGAGGAGGAGAGGGAGGUGUCCCCCAGCGAGGGCCAGGCGCUGGCAGAGGACUGGGGCUGCCCCUUCAUGGAGACGUCGGCCAAGAGCAAGACCAUGGUGGACGAGCUGUUCGCUGAGAUCGUGAGGCAGAUGGACUUCUGCCCCCUGCCGGACCGGAGGGAGGCGUGCUGCCCCGCCUGCAGCGUGCAGUAGCAGCCGGUCGGAGGUGAUGGAUGGGAGGGGUGGUAGAAAAUUAGAAUGCAAAUGAAUUCAUGUUAGAUAGAUUAAAGAUGGAGGGGUUUAAAGAAAAAAUCCACUCCUUCUAAAAAACGGUUUCUACCUGCUUUCUGUAUCUAGCAGAAGUAGACAAAGGUGGCAACAUUUUGACAUACAUCACUCCUCGGACACAGGGUGGAUUUUUCCCUUGAAAGAUUAAAACAACACUUGACCUCCCAUGUUCACGUUAACAGGAGUAAAUGUUCGGGGUUUCCCAAAGGCAGCACGGUGCCAAAACCAUCUUGAAAAGCCAUCGCCAAAGAGGAUCAUAGUGCGAAAUGCUUCUUGGGAAACCAGCCAUAGGUCCGAGCAGGGAUGGCAGUGUUUUUGGUCCUCUUUUACUUCUGCUUGUGUUUUUCUUGUUGCACUUUUGGGACUUCUUUGACAGUGCAAGACCAAUCACCAAGUAUCUGAACGGAUGUCAAGUAACACCACUGUGAAGGAGUCGUACUGGAAGUGAAAUUCACAGCAGGCCCGCCUAACUAUGAAUGAAUGAAAAGAUGAACGAAUGUUUAAAAUAAGGAAACCGCACCUUUUGGGGAAAUUCCUUCAGAAGAUCCCAACGUUGACAUACUGUGGAUGAUGUGUGCAUGACGUUGUACUGUCACACUGACAUUGAGUACAAUCAAUCUCACCCAAAGAGACAGUAUCAAUCAACUGAUCAAACAAUCAUUGAAAUGUACAGAACACUUGUCUUUACACAUUACGGAUGAUACAAAUGCCUUGUUACAUUGUUUGAAGUCAACAUCAGUGUCAAUGUAUAGUUCAUUUAUCUUAUUCACAUCAGAUAUGUUAGUGGUUCAAUGUGAGAAACACUUAUUUUCAACAAAAAAUAAAUCUUUA